Aethalodelphis obliquidens (Pacific white-sided dolphin) is the source of this 3131-nucleotide messenger RNA. RefSeq names its product FAM20A golgi associated secretory pathway pseudokinase (gene FAM20A). Gene Ontology annotation, cellular component: Golgi apparatus. The transcript has 12 exons. Gene Ontology annotation, biological process: enamel mineralization. The record is from RefSeq and is a predicted model, not a curated record. Lineage: Eukaryota; Metazoa; Chordata; Mammalia; Artiodactyla; Delphinidae. The coding region runs from base 1 to 1566 and encodes 521 amino acids. Gene Ontology annotation, molecular function: protein serine/threonine kinase activator activity.
AUGCCGGGGCUGCGCCGGGACCGCCUGCGGACCCUGCUGCUGCUGGGCGUGCUGCUGGCCGCCGAUCUCUACUUCCACCUCGGGCCCCGGGUACGGCGCCGGCUGCGGCCCCGGGAGCGCCCGCCCGGCUGCCCGUGCGCCCACCGCGCCGCCACCUCGGCCCCUCGGCCGGCCGCGCGCCACGUUCCCCCGGCCGAGCCGGACGGCGGCGGCCCCGGCUCCAAGCUGCGGGCCCUCUUCGCGCACCCGCUGUACAACGAGCCGGAGAAGCCGCCGCUGCUGGGGCCCGAGGACUCGCUCCUGGCCGGCCCCGAGGCGCUGCGCUAUUACCGGAGGAAGGUGGCCCGCUGGAACAGGCGACACAGGAUAUACAAAGAGCAGCUGAAUCUCACUUCCCUGGAUCCCCCACUGCAGCUCCACCUGGAGACCAGCUGGAUCCAGUUCCACCUGGGGAUCAGCCGCCACGGCCUGUACUCCCGGUCCAGUCCCGUCGUCAGCAAACUUCUCCACGACAUGAGGCACCUUCCCACCAUCAGCGCUGACUACAGUCAGGACGAGAAAGCCUUGCUUGGAGCCUGCGACUGCACCCAGAUCGUGAAACCCAGUGGGGUCCACCUCAAACUGGUUCUGAGGUUCUCGGACUUCGGGAAGGCCAUGUUCAAACCUAUGAGACAGCUGCGAGAUGAAGAGACGCCCGAGGACUUCUUCUACUUCAUUGAUUUUCAGAGACACAACGCUGAGAUUGCAGCUUUCCAUCUGGACAGGAUUCUGGACUUCCGACGGGUACCACCGACCGUAGGGAGGCUAGUCAAUGUCACCAAGGAAAUCCUGGAGGUCACCAAGAAUGAGAUCCUGCAGAGUGUUUUCUUUAUCUCUCCAGCCAGCAACGUGUGUUUCUUCGCCAAGUGCCCGUACCUGUGCAAGACGGAGUACGCCGUAUGCGGCAACCCGCACCUGCUGGAGGGCUCCCUGUCCGCAUUCCUGCCGUCCCUCAACUUGGCCCCCCGGCUGUCCGUCCCCAGCCCCUGGAUCCGCUCCUACUCGCUGGCAGGCAAAGAGGAGUGGGAAGUCAACCCUCUUUACUGCGACACGGUGAAGCAGGUCUACCCGCACAGCAGCAGCGGCCGCCUCCUCAACAUCAUCGACAUGGCCAUCUUCGACUUCCUGACGGGAAACAUGGACCGGCACCACUACGAGACGUUCACCAAAUUUGGGGACGACGGGUUCCUGAUUCACCUCGACAACGCCAGGGGGUUUGGACGGCACUCCCACGACGAAGUCUCCAUCCUCUCGCCACUCUCCCAGUGCUGCCGAAUAAAAAGGAAAACACUCUCGCACCUGCAGCUGCUGGCCCAAGCCGACUACAGACUCAGCGACGUAAUGAGGGAGUCGCUGCUGGAAGACCAGCUCACGCCUGUGCUCACAGAGCCGCACCUCCUCGCCCUGGAUCGCAGGCUCCAGACUGUCCUGAGGACCGUGCGGGGCUGCAUUGAGGCCCACGGAGAGCACAGCGUCGUGGCCAACGGCCCCACGGGACAGUCGGCCCCAGACUCCGGCCCCAGCUAGGGGCUGGACGAGUCCGACCUCGGGAACUACGCCUGGAGCCCGCGGUGGACUCUGGAGUGUGGACCACAGUGUCCUCGCGGGCCCCAGGCCAGGCUGGGGCCUGGGUCAGGAGCUCACGAAGCAGGCAGGGCACUGGGAUGAUUCCAAAAGAGCAGAAGAAGUGGGACCCACUGCACUUUCCUCCUUGGAGCACUGCCCUGGCUCCCUAUCUCCCCAGAAGCUCUGCUUCAAGGCCACAGACCACCUGCUGAGCCCACUGGGAAAUCUGGACACGGGACCAGCCUGGAAGCCUGGCUCCCAGGAGAGAGCAUUAACUGUAACAAAUAAAAUUACGGGACAUCAGAUGGACACCCCCAGAUCUUUAUUACAUCUACAAGGAUAAGUCCCGAUCCAGAUUAAUAAACAUCUGGCAUCUCACAAGCAGACCCCCCCAAAAAAACCUAAAUAUGGUAACUCCAACUGGUUCAAAGUAGUCUGCACACUUUCUAUUCAUAUUCUAAACACUGUGGCCCAGUCUGAACACAAUAAUCCCUACUGACUGGUCCUAAAGUAAUUUCUCAGAAGUGUUAUUACAAGAGGUGAAAAUAACAUAGGGAUUUGCUCAGAGUAUCAGCAAAGGGCUAUUUCAAUCCGAAGAGUAAAUGUCAAUUGAAAUAACAUCAAGGCUGUCAAAGCUGGCAUCCAGUAACAAUAGAAGGCAAAGCGAGGGUGGCCCUGAGGGGGGACAGCGGAAGAACGGGUCCAGCAGGUCCAUGAGCCUGGACUAAGCAGCACAGCCAGGACCGACCCGAGCCCACCGUCUUUCCUGAUGGCUAUUAUGAUGGUGAUCAACACACUGCUUCUCCAUGUUGUUUUAGUAGUUUUAGCCCAUCUAGAAGUACACUGCCAGGGCCUAACAAAAAUACAAAAAGGUCCGGACGGGAGAGGCCACAACAGUGAGAGGCCUGCGUACCGCAAAAAAAAAAAAAAAAAAAAAAUACAAAAAGGGUUCAGCUGUUCAUCUGUGGUUGGAGAGAAAGCAAUAUUAAGAAAACUAACAUCAUACUACUUCAAUUUUACACUGUCAAUAUUUAAGCCAUUAAAAUACAAAAAGGGAUUUCAUAUAAGCCAGUGUUUUCGAGGGAAAAUUAAACUACAACCAGUACAGUCAACCCAGGAAAAUGUUCUUCAAUUAUAUUCUGUUGUGACUCAAAAGGUUCCAACUCCAGCAGGUUGAGGGAGGGGAUUACUGAAUCUGGACAAAGUGCAUGUGUUACAAAGUAGCACAACUUAAGCAAUGUUCUGGGCAAUACAACAUUAUCUCCAACUUCACUGGAUGCAAAUGAAUUAAUUCCAAUAUGCUAAUGAAUUCAAUUUAAUCGUCCCCACCUCAGAAAUGAGAAAUGUUAGAAAUGACUUUAUAUGUAUGCGAAAUACAGAAGCAUACCUAAAUAUAUGAAUGCACAUAUUAAAUUUAAACCAAAGAGUAUGCUGACCUAGAAAUGACAUCCCCCAUUAAGUGUGGGAAAGUUCCAAAGCCAGAGAACCAGUCUACCCUCAAUAAAAAGGAAAUCUUUGACCUCUGA